Messenger RNA from Glarea lozoyensis ATCC 20868, 552 nucleotides. RefSeq names its product EF-hand. NCBI's taxonomy places the organism in Eukaryota, Fungi, Ascomycota, Leotiomycetes, Helotiales, Helotiaceae. The record is from RefSeq and is a predicted model, not a curated record. The transcript is spliced from 6 exons. Bases 1 to 552 code for a protein of 183 amino acids. Gene Ontology annotation, molecular function: calcium ion binding; enzyme regulator activity.
AUGCAACUUCAUCCCAGCAAGUCCGAGGCGCAAGUCGAUGCUAUGGCGAAACCAGUAUCUCCUGAGGAGGUUGCGAUUUUGAAAGAGGCUUUUGAUGCUUAUGAUGAUGAUAAAACUGGAACAAUCAGUGUCGAAGAGUUCGCCAAAGUAAUGAAGUCAACUGGACAGAACCCCACAGAAGCAGAAGUUCAGCAAAUCAUCGACGAGGUAGAUCUGGACGGAGACGGAACCAUUAGCUUCGAUGAAUUCAUCUCCAUGAUGACUGGCGGCCGCUCGCGCCAUCCAGCGCCUACAGCAGCGGCAGAGGAAGAUGACUCUGACGCAGAUCUAGCUAAGGCGUGGAAAGAGUACGAUCCAAGUCUAAAAUCAUCAAUCACUGGGUCACAGUUGCGGCAGCUGCUGGGUUCCUUGGGGGAGAAUGUGAGUGAUAAGGAGGUCGACGAUUUGAUGGGUAAUAUUGAUGGUGAUGAUAAGAUCAGUUAUGUUGAAUUCGUGAAGUUUUUGAAAGGCAGGAGGGUUGAUGAAAAUGACAUUCUUGAUGGAUACGCUUAG